Messenger RNA from Ceratotherium simum simum (southern white rhinoceros), 652 nucleotides. RefSeq names its product thiosulfate sulfurtransferase like domain containing 3. The record is from RefSeq and is a predicted model, not a curated record. NCBI's taxonomy places the organism in Eukaryota, Metazoa, Chordata, Mammalia, Perissodactyla, Rhinocerotidae. Gene Ontology annotation, molecular function: thiosulfate-cyanide sulfurtransferase activity.
GGAGGAAGAGCAGAAGGAAGUGGUCAGUAGCCGGGCGGGCGCGAGUGGAGAUGGUGCUGCUGCGGCUGCUGCUCUGGAGUGCGCGCUGGGCGAUCCUCGGGUCUGCGGACUCUGCGCUCUGGGGUUUGAAGUCAAUAAAAGGAAGCUGCCAGAAUUUUUGUACGGCUGUUUCUAAAGAUGUCACUUAUAAGGAACUUAAAAACCUGUUGAAUUCCAAAAGUAUUAUGCUAAUUGAUGUUAGAGAGGCAUGGGAAAUUCUUGAGUAUGGAAAAAUCCCCGGGUCUGUCAAUAUACCAUUGGAUGAGGUGGGUGAAGCUCUACAGAUGAACCCAAAAGCCUUCAAAGAGAAGUACAAUGAAGUAAAGCCAUCCAGAUGUGACAGUCUAGUAUUUUCUUGUUUAGCCGGAGUGAGAAGCAAGAAGGCUCUGGACACAGCAAUAUCUCUGGGCUUUAACAGUGCUCAACACUAUGCUGGAGGAUGGAAGGAGUGGGCAGCCUAUGAAUUUUCAGAGAAGAAACAAGGAAAUUGAAUUUUGGAAUACAAGCUGGCGCUUUCCUUGUCUACAUGCAGCCUAAGAUAGUGGAAUGAGCAAAAGAAUAAAAAUCUAGCCCUGGCACCACUGGCUAAUGGGAAGGGGAUUUUGUAUAAGUC